GGCGAUCGUGCAUUGGUAAAUAAUACGUAGAGCUAGAUUCAGAAUACGUAACUUUGGUAUUUAUAUAGUCAAAGCUAUACUCCAUAACCUAUCGUGUUGUUUCUUCUGCAUUUUGUUGCAUAAAUAGUAAUCCCACAACCGGUAUUUCAUGUUUUCAUCAUUGUAUUUUAUAACAUUGUGAGAAAGCAAAAGUUGAGGUUUGGAAAAAAUGGAAGACUUAGUCGAAAGUAUGGACGUGGAAAUGAUUCCCGUGGCGGAUGACAGCAAAGCUGUUGAUUCGGACCAAGCGAGCGUGAAAACGUUUAAUUUGAACAAUGUGCACAUACCAGAGAAAGAAUCUGAUAGUCGGUAUGAAAAUCGUGGUGGUACAUUUAUGACAGGCAUAGACAUAUUUAGUAGAGAGGAGAAACUGAAAAUGGAAGAGAGAGCCAAACGUUUUGGGUUAACAGACAAGAUAAAAAGCAAUGUGUCAAACCAGGAACAAGAUUUAUAUUCCAGUAUGGGCAUUAUGGAAGACAAUGAAAAUACAAAAAAUAUCAGAUUAAAUGUGAUACAUAUGAGAGGUACGGAAGAAAUGAGCACCAAAGAUGUCUUUAAAUAUUUUGAGGACUAUGCUCCAGCAUCUAUCGAAUGGAUCAAUGAUGUGUCAUGUAAUGUGGUAUGGUUAGAAAAUUUAUCUGCAGCCAGAGCAAUGUUAGGACUAUCGAAAAAAAUUAUUGGCUUGGAGAAGUCGGCUCAAAAAAGCAUAAAGAUGCGCGACAGUAGUCCCGACGAAGAAAAUAAUGUAGCCGUCGAAGACGGUGCUAUAGAAAUGGAGGACGACAAUGAAAGUACAAACACGACAAAAGAUACAUCACAAGGCAACUAUAUAAGUAUCAAGGAUAUUGAUUGUCCAUUGCCUCCUGGCUUAUGGAGAAAAGGUAUAGAUAAUCCAAAAUCUAAAGCAAUAUUUCUUAGGUUUGCUACCAGAGCUGAUAAGAAACAACCAAAUGCGGAAAAAAUGAGCGACUAUUAUAAGAAAUAUGGAAACCCUAAUUUUGGAGGAAUUAAGGGAAUUUUGACCGAAUCUCGUAAACGAGUAUACAAACAAAUUAGGCAAACUAAAAGACGGAUUAAAGAAGAGACGGGAGACGAUAUUACCACAAAGGAUAAAAAACGUGUAAAAAAUCCGUGGGGUGAAUUGUCGGAAAGCUGGGGUCUCGAUGAUUUCGUAGAAGAUGGUUUCGGCACGAGAACCGAACACAAAGAUCAAGGGCGUAGCGUAAAAGAAAGACUGGGUGCUAAGUAUCCUCCGAAAGAACCGGCGCUCGUGGAAGAACAAGAAAGUAGUUCGAGCAGCAGCGACAGCGAGGACGAAUGGCGUAAACGGAGUAAAGUGUUACGAAUGCGAAUGCAUGCAGACGAUGAGGAAGAAAAAAUUCAUAAACGUCGGGCGAAACUUCGGCAACAAACGAUGUUAUGCAACGUAAGCGGUGGCAAUGAUUUACGAGCAAGGCUUGGGAGAUCAAGACCAGGAACACAGUUCCGCGAUGCUAUCCAAGUAGUCGUAACAAAUACUAACGCAACGAAGUUGAAUUCGUUAAAACAUAAUGAUUCGGAGGAGGAAGAUGGGGAGAUCGUAGAAGAUGAUGAGAGCCAAGAAAAAGAAGAGGGCGAAUGGCAAGGAACCGAUGAGGAUGAACAAGAAGAAAAAGAUGAAGACGAAGACUAUAGCGACGAGGAUAGUGACAAACCGGCGAAAGAAGUUCAAGGGCCUAAAGGCAGCGUAAUUAAAGUAGUUCAGCACAAACCUCGCGUAGCCUCUACAGUGUGGGCAAGACUGAACCACGUAAAAAGCGAAGUUAUCGACAACUCUGUCAAAGAUAGGCAAUCGAAGGUACGAGAUCUAAGGAGUACUUUGAAGAGCGGUGAUCUUCGAUCUCGCAUCGGUGCUCACACGAGAGGGCGCUCUCCAUUAAGGAUAGAAGUGAAAAAUGACAAAUACACGGAAGAAGGAAGUGAAACGGAAUAAUUGUUGACUAGAUGAACGAAUUUGUUAGAUGUAUAAGAUAAGGUCGGUGACGUUAUGUUUCAGUGAAGAGUACAGCGUUGUGCAAAUCUUUAUAAUUGGUGUAUAGAAACAUAGAAACUGCACUCAUUACUCCGAAUCUGUUACGUUUAUGUUACCGUUAUUUUUAUCGAAGUAUAUUAAUCUUCGCUCAAAAUAUAUACAAUUUUUAACUAUAAGUUUCAGUUUCGUUUGACCACCUGAGAAGCCCAAUAAUCUUACACUGUCUGUAGAAUACUAUCAGAAAUAGAUAAAAAUUUUAUGUAGCAGGCUUCAGCUACAAAUUUUUCCGAAGAAUUAAAAUAUAUAUAUAUAUGUUUAU
This is a messenger RNA of Colletes gigas, 2369 nucleotides long. RefSeq names its product nuclear cap-binding protein subunit 3-like. Gene Ontology annotation, cellular component: nucleus; cytosol. The transcript is spliced from 8 exons. The record is from RefSeq and is a predicted model, not a curated record. Gene Ontology annotation, molecular function: mRNA binding; RNA 7-methylguanosine cap binding. Bases 209 to 2011 code for a protein of 600 amino acids. NCBI's taxonomy places the organism in Eukaryota, Metazoa, Arthropoda, Insecta, Hymenoptera, Colletidae.